This is a messenger RNA of Branchiostoma belcheri (Belcher's lancelet), 2384 nucleotides long. RefSeq names its product urease accessory protein UreG-like. Gene Ontology annotation, molecular function: GTPase activity; nickel cation binding. The record is from RefSeq and is a predicted model, not a curated record. Bases 90 to 866 code for a protein of 258 amino acids. NCBI's taxonomy places the organism in Eukaryota, Metazoa, Chordata, Leptocardii, Amphioxiformes, Branchiostomatidae. The transcript is spliced from 8 exons.
AGUCAUGGUUUCGUCCAAAGGUAGAUGACCCUUGGUUAGUCCAGAGAGGGGAGGUCUUCUAAGGUCGAUAUCCAAGAUUCGAAUUUGACAUGGCAUCUACUGAUCAAGUGAGCUUUGUGAAAGCUGGGUCUAUGGAUGAUGCCACCAGUGAGGGACAUCAUCAUCACCAUGGAGAUCAUGGCCACACCCAUGAAGCUAUGGAGCAUCCUGGGAAAUUUACAACCAGAGAUACACCAGUCUUGAGAACAGACUGGAAGCAGAGAGCCUACACAGUAGGCAUAGGAGGUCCUGUUGGCUCAGGGAAGACAGCCCUGGUUCUGGCCCUGUGUAAACACCUGAGGGAGGCUCACAACAUCUGUGUAGUCACUAAUGACAUCUUCACCAGGGAAGAUUGGGAGUUUCUGGUGAAGAACAAGGCUCUCCCAGAGGAGAGGAUGAGAGCAGUGGAGACAGGAGGAUGUCCACAUGCAGCUAUCAGAGAAGAUUACUCGCUAAAUAUGGAAACAGUAAAAGAACUGACGAAAAAGUUCCAGCCCGAGUUAGUCAUCAUUGAAUCAGGUGGAGACAACUUGGCUGCUAACUACAGUAGGGAGCUGGCAGAUUACAUCAUCUAUGUGAUAGAUGUAGCAGGAGGUGACAAAGUCCCUAGGAAAGGAGGGCCUGGAGUCACACAGAGUGACCUGCUGGUUAUCAACAAGACUGACCUAGCAGAGGCUGUAGGAGCUGAUCUAAAGGUGAUGGACCGUGAGUCUGCUAUGAUGAGGGAUGGAGGACCCACCAUCUUCACCCAGGCCAAACACAAUAUCGGGGUUCCAGAGAUAGCAGAUCUCAUCCUAGCUGCACGUAAACAAGCAGUUCCACAGUGAUCGUCACUUCAGGCAACAGAAGAUGUUGUGGGCAAAGCUUAAGUACUGUGUGCUGAUCAUUGAGUAAUUUAACAAAUGAAUGUAACAGUGAAUGUGACUUAGUCAACUUGUGUUGUAAACACUGAGCUGUGUGCUGAAUAUUGAGCAAUGUUAACACAGUGAAAGACUUUUUAGUCAAGUUAAAUUGUGUUAACACCGAGCUGUGUGUUGAACAUUGAACAAUGUUAUUGUUAACACAGUGAAAGACUUUUUAGUCAAGUUGUGUUGUUAACACUGAGCUGUGUGCUGAACAUUGAACAGUGAGUAAUGAACAUGAUGUACGUUUUGUGGCCUGUAUGAUACAUGAGAUCAAACAUUAACGGUAUCUUUAGUCUAAGUUGUAACAUGAGAUGUAAGUCAGUUUAAGAAAGCAAAAUCAUGGAAUAUUUGCGUAUCAACAGAGGAAGACAAGUGAGUCUUUAAAACUAAGAUAACUUGAAAGAGUUAUUACACAGUAAUUGAUUGAAACAAAUCAAGAACUAUUUUGUCAGUAGUGAAUUGGGAAAAGUUGUGAAGAGUUCAGUAUAGAAUUACAAAUCUGUUACCGUAUUGAAAUGUACAAGUCGUGUGCAUGUAUACUGCUUGUAAGGAUUAAUUCUUGAAGAUGAGUGUUGUUGUUGCUCGUUUGUCCUCGACAUCAUAGACAUCACCAUUAUGUCAGACAAUUUUGCAGUAGGUGGAUAUCAUCAGGAUUUAGCAAUUGAACAGGUUUGUUGCAAAGAUGACUCCUAGCACCAUUCAGUUGUAUUGCACCACAAACAAAACCCAACACUGCAACUUGUUGCCUCCAGUUGCAAAUGCAUUUCAUUGUUCUUUGAUUUUCUUUGAAUAGGAAAGAUGACCACAGUCCAAUUUAAGAAAAGUUGUUGGGAAAGUUCUCUGCAGCCAGUAUCAAUCUUUAAAACUGUCUCAUAUGAUAGAAGAAAUACCAAACUUUUUCAGUUCAGGUGUGAUGCUCAUAUCAUGACUUUAAUAUCCAGGAGUGCCACCAAGGUACCCCCUGAAAACAAAACCUGUUGAUCAAAUUCAAGGCAUCAGUUUUCUGAUCAUGAGUUGCUAGCCUUAAUGUCUCUUUACUGAAUACAGACCAUAAUUUUCUGUGUGCCUGUCUGCCUAUUCACUUUGGUAUGAAGUCAGUUUGUUAAGCUCAGGUAGCUAAUUGUUCUGUGCCUAAUAAGUAACCAAAUGUGUGUACCUAAGGUGGUGGCUGUGCACCGACUUAGAACUGUAUCAAAUUCGCCUGCGAAUCCUUCACCUUUUGUUCUGGGAAUACGAGACAGCGUCGGUGAAAUAUUUGGGCUUACUGAAGGUAACGCCUUUCUCUCACAAGGAAGUCUUGUUGGCUGGUGUGACAACCUGUCAGAGAGAGAAAACAGUGCCUUUGAACCAAACUUUGCAGCUGGCAAACAUCUGUACCAUCUUGGAGCAGAGAAGGAGCAUUUUAUUGCAUGCUGUUGGUUCUAAACUGCUGCAGGUCUA